Molecule: messenger RNA, 1569 nt
Organism: Cyclospora cayetanensis
Lineage: Eukaryota; Apicomplexa; Conoidasida; Eucoccidiorida; Eimeriidae
Exons: 7
Source: RefSeq, a predicted model, not a curated record
AUGAGUUUCGUUGGACUCAGCGGGUUCGACGUCCCAGGGAACGCGCCGUAUGGUCAAGGGGCCCCUGUGCAAGGGGCCUCAGGCGCCUCGGGAGCUCCAGGUGAACUGCGAGGAGGAGUGGCAGACUUCUUUGGGGGGGGAGCAGCCCCUGGCUUCGGCGGAGGCAAGUCACUCUCCCUCCCCGCGUGUGUGGACGCUCCAGAUCCUUCGAGAACUUCCUUACGGUUGGGGCAGUUCUAUGCCACAUAAGCAGCAUUGCCUGUCGCUGCGAUUGCUGCAGAGGAUUACUUUGGAGGGGGCGGCUUCCUACAAACCGGAAACUUUCUCACGCAAGCGCAACAGCCGUCAGGGCCCCAGCUGUCGCUAAUCCCGGUGAAAAUUGGUGAGUCCUAUUGUGCACUUCAAAAUGUGAGGGGAACUUGUCCGGCUUCUUUGUGUGAUGCAGCUCAUGUGUUCAAAGCAUGGAUGCAGGACGCCAGCUCGCUGCAGAUAUCGCUCUUCCCCUCGGGCCCUCUCCUGCACCUUGUGAAGCUCGUGGGAGUCCUCAACGUCCCACCGAGGGAGGCCCUCGAGGCGGCCCUGCAAACUGCCCGGCUUCAGUUCAGUCUUGACGAUUUCACAGGAAGGAUUGAAUGCGAGUACACUGUUGGCGACGAAUUGACUGAGUUCCGUCAGAAUCAAAUCCUUGAUGCGUUGUGUUGCGGGGGGCUGGUAACUGCUUUUGGAUCCAUUAAUCUGUUGGGCAAGAGCGAGCCUUCUCUGCGAGUACACGCUAUUCGGCAGACACAAUCUGCAGCGGAUCUCAUUUAUCAUGAAUCUGCAUGCCAAGCCUCUUACCUCCGCCUCAAGCACCCCAGUGAAGACCCUGAAGGCGCUGCUGCGGCUGCUGGCCAGCAGCCGCAGCAGCCGCCGAUGCUGCAGCAACACCUCCAGCAGCCGUUCGGUGCUCCUCAGGUGCGCUAUUCUAUUCGUUCUUAUGACACGUCUGUGCUCGUGAGGCUCACCUCGAGCGUGGCUCACGGCUGUGCAUUAGGCCUACUCUGUACGUUUCGUUUGUGUCCACAGCGCCUUCAGGGGGCACUACAGUCUGGUCAAGGAGCUGUGCCGUAUAUUUGCCUAUUGAACUCGAAUACUAAGGCACUUUCCCCUAACGGAAACAAGGGCUUGCUCCUCGAGCAAGCUGGCCCGCUUGUUCUUCGCCGAUUAAACGAAGAACAGCAAUACAGGCAAUUGCAGAAUAAUCUGAUAAUCUGUCAGUCUCUUUUCAUCUUCCCUUCGAUCAGUGCUUUAAUACAGACAGGAUUCAUCCAGCAGACUGUUGAGGUACAUGUUGCUAGCUUCGUCACCAAAUCUCUGCAAAACUUCGCAAAACUCCCAGUAUAUCAGCCCUGCCUUGUUUUGAAGCCAUGGUCGGCAGCCGACUUAUGGGAAAACGGCGACGCAUGUGCAGUCGUCGGUCGUGAACAAAAUCUCAGAACAGUACCACACAAGACCUAUACGACAAGAAAGACGCACGAAAGAAGGGAAGAUGUAAUCGACACUCUUAAAGAAAAUAUGAAGCAAGCGUAA